Molecule: messenger RNA, 1316 nt
Organism: Cololabis saira (Pacific saury)
Lineage: Eukaryota; Metazoa; Chordata; Actinopteri; Beloniformes; Belonidae
Product: C-X-C motif chemokine 10-like
Exons: 4
Coding region: 49-426 (125 amino acids)
Biological process (GO): antimicrobial humoral immune response mediated by antimicrobial peptide; cellular response to lipopolysaccharide; chemokine-mediated signaling pathway
Cellular component (GO): extracellular region
Molecular function (GO): CXCR chemokine receptor binding; chemokine activity
Source: RefSeq, a predicted model, not a curated record
GACAGCAGACUGUGUGGAGUGAGAGCCGGAGCGUCUGCAGCCACAACCAUGAAUCCAGUCAUCACCUUCUUCCUCACCUGCCUGCUGCUCCUCUGUGCUCAAGGGCUGCCACUCAGCAGAUCUCACAAAUGCAAGUGUUCCGGCGGCUUCGUGAAGAAGAUCAACCCAAAGCUCAUCCAGGGAGAACCGCAGAUCCUCCAUCCCAGCGUCUUCUGUCCACGGACCGAGAUCAUUGUCACCAUCAGAGGAAACCAGGAGAAAUGUCUGAAUCCAGAGUCGCUAUUGGGAAAACAGAUUCUGAACAGAAACAUGAAGAGGAAAGCUGGGAGCAGCAGCAGCACCACCACCACCACCACCACACCUCAUCCCACCACUGGACACCACACCACUGCCCCCAACUCAACGUCCAUCACAACCGUGCUGUAGCCAGCUGCCAACAAGGAUUCUGCAGAGAUGUUUUAAAUACCGUACCUGAAAUGAACUGCUGGAGAAAGGAAACAUGAACAUCCUCUGUUUUCAUACUCCCCUGACUUUGAAUCAACUUGAGGAUGUGGGGUCAUGGUUGCAUCACCCGGAGGAGGAUGGAUCUGAGACUUUUUUCUCUUUGCUCUUUCCCUCAAAAGUCUCCACAUGCGCCAGGCAUAUUGUGUAGACAAUGUAUAGUUUUUAGAUAUACCACAAAUAAAUGAAGAAACCAGUUUAUUUGUUUUGGUUUACUUGACACAUCAGCAUUAAUGUGUAAUGUAUAAACUAGGGCUGUUAGUUUAGCGCGUUAAUUAGAUUAAUUAAUGACACUGCUAAUUAACGCGUUAUGAAAAUGAACGCAAUUAAUUAUGAGUGGCAAAAUGCGUGAGCAUUUUAAAUUUGUCCCAUUGAGGGAGCCGUAGUUCACUUGGCAGUAACAGGUCACUUCCCUCCUGCUGCUGGUCAAACUAACACAGACCUGGACGACUCAGGGGAGACUCAGCUAAUCUUUGCUGGGCCUUUGAACGGCAAGUUUAUGUAGAAAAAGAAAGAAGACGGGACUUUCAACAAGAACACGGUGAUUUGUACAUUUUGUAAUAAAGAAUUUUCCUAUCACCGGAGCUGCUCCAGCCUGAAUUAUCAUUUAAACACUAAACAAGUUCCACUGUAAACGUUACAGCUACUAGUACUUGAAUUGAUGUAUUGAAUCAGCUUUAGUUUUAAUUUUGAAUUGAGAGUCUGCUUAAGUGCCUAUUUGAGACUCAGCCUUAUUUUAUUAAUUGUAUUUAUUUAACUGUAUUUGCAUUGCAUUUUUGAAUAAAGCACCUGGACUAAUUGGUUUGCUGAUGUGC